UUUAUUCAACAGAGUAAAGGGAAGAGCAGAAGUUUGUAACGGAGAGAAGGAGGCGAAGAUGGAGGAAUGAGAGGAGAAGAUGGAGAAGAGGAGGACAGAGAGCUGAACGCUAACCUGCUGCAGAACCACAUGAGGGUCCAGCUACCCAGCACCAUGAGCAGGAAGGACGGCCAGCUGGAGGGUCGCCUUGAUGACCUCCUGUCACGCAUCGCCAUGGAGACGCAGGAGAUCAAAGAGCUGGAGCAGCAGCUGACCAGCAGUCAGAUUCUGGCCAACGAAGCGCUGCAGAGGGAUCUGCAGGAGGCAACUACUGGACUGCAGGAGUACCUGAGAGGACUGAGGCAGCAGGCCCGGCGCUAUCAGCAGCAGGUCCAUGUUCUUCAGGCGGAGAACCAGAGCCUGCGGCGCCUCCUGCAGGACUCCCAUAGAUACUGCAGGAUGGUGCAGGACCCUCAGCAGGAGGAGCUGUCUGCGCUGUGGACGGAGGUUCAGGCUCUGAGGGUCCGACAGGCGGAGCUGGAGGCGGAGCUUCGGCAGCUGAGGGAGGAGCCAGCCCACCAGGUCCAACAGGAACAGUUUAACCCAACUCGGAUCCAGCUGGAGCAGCUUCCCGACACUCUAUCAGAACCAGAGAACCAGACGGAACCACAGGAUGGAGCCAGUUCUACACACUCUCUGAGCGCCAAGCGGCUCCACGGGUCGGCCCACCAGAACCAGACCGGCAGGCAGGAGGUCCGACAGGCCCAGGCCCAGACGGUGGAGCAGAACCUGGCUCCCAGUCUGGCCUCUCAAGGGACUCAGGACUCCGGUUUGGAGCUGCAGUACCUCAGUUCUCCCGACAGGGGGCGACAUCAGGAAGAGCUUCCUCCAGGAGGACGAAUUCAUCCGACAUCCAAUGACCCAACUGAAGUUGUUUCUGCUGGGAUCUCCCAGGGUCCUCCAGCAGGGGGCAGGAUGUCACAGCGUAGAGAUAAGCAGGGAGGCAGAUGUGUGUCAGACUGCAUGGAGAAGAAGAAGAUGCAACGGUCCCUGCAGCGACACAGGAGUGUGCUGCAGGUGUGUGAUGAGUUGAUGUGUUUGGAGGAAACUCUGCUGCAGAGACGGGCGGAGCUUCGCCAGGCCGACCGGCUGCUGCUGGAGGCUCAGAGCUGCCGCCGGACGGCCAGGAGAGACACUGAUUUGCUGCAGCACCGACUGGAGGACAGCACCACCUGUCUGCUGGAGGCCACAUGGCACCUCAGGGAGCUGCAGGAGGGGGCGGAGCUGCUGAGGAGGAAGAGGGAGGAAGAGGAGCAGCACCUCAGGAAGAUAGAGGAGGAGCUGAGGAGCCGACAGGAGGAGCUGCAGCAGCUGGGGUCAAAGGUCACCAGGGCUGCAAAUAGACUAGCUGAUCUGCUGUCAGACUGUCAGGAGGCUCAGGAGCACCUGGAUUCUCUCACCUGUCAGGUAACUGCUGGAGGUUCAGAACCUUCAGGAGGGGGCGCCGUUUACAGCUCGGGUUCUCCUGCAGGAGCAGCGCAGCGCCUGGCUGCCAGGGGGCAGCAGAGAGCUGGAGGACCGGAGGAGACGCACUGACAGGUCUGGGACCAGAACGUCCUGUCCGCCCUUCAUCAUUUGAGGGGGGCAGAGCUACAGAAGAAGGCAGCGCCAUUGGAGGGCA
Poecilia latipinna (sailfin molly) is the source of this 1660-nucleotide messenger RNA. Its product is annotated as centriolin-like. The transcript has 14 exons. Lineage: Eukaryota; Metazoa; Chordata; Actinopteri; Cyprinodontiformes; Poeciliidae. Bases 67 to 1575 code for a protein of 502 amino acids. The record is from RefSeq and is a predicted model, not a curated record.